Polyodon spathula (Mississippi paddlefish) is the source of this 2389-nucleotide messenger RNA. Its product is annotated as D(1) dopamine receptor-like. NCBI's taxonomy places the organism in Eukaryota, Metazoa, Chordata, Actinopteri, Acipenseriformes, Polyodontidae. Gene Ontology annotation, cellular component: plasma membrane. Gene Ontology annotation, molecular function: dopamine neurotransmitter receptor activity; G protein-coupled receptor activity. The coding region runs from base 208 to 1629 and encodes 473 amino acids. The record is from RefSeq and is a predicted model, not a curated record. Gene Ontology annotation, biological process: adenylate cyclase-activating adrenergic receptor signaling pathway. The transcript has a single exon.
CAAACUGGGGUUGAAAAAAAAACUGAUCAAACAUCAGAACAGAGAAAGUGGAAGAUGUGCUCACCCAGGAGUGUAGCAGAGGGAGACUGCUUGUCUUGAGAAGAUAAAGAAAAAAUUCUUACCUGUUCAAGCUAUUUGGGGAUCGCAGCCUACACACAAUGCCAGUUUGCUAUUUCUCUCUCAGCUCCUGAAGUUGGCCCAGAAGCUAUGGGGAAAAUGGAGCUCAGGUUCGGCAAGGGAGGCAGCAGAGAAGUGGGACCGCAGCAGUGGCUGGGGGAGGAGAGCCUUCCCUGGAGCAACGUGACCAACGGCACGUGGUCCCAAGAGAAUUGGGACAAGGAUCAAGCCCCGGGACUCACUCUCCGCACUCUGAGCGGCUGCCUCCUCUUCCUCCUCAUCCUCAGCACCCUGCUGGGGAACACGCUGGUGUGCGCGGCCGUCGUCAAAUUCCGCCACCUGCGCUCCAAAGUCACCAACUUCUUUGUCAUCUCCCUGGCCGUGUCGGACCUGUUGGUGGCCGUGCUGGUCAUGCCCUGGAGGGCAGUCACCGAGGUGGCUGGAUUCUGGCCGUUUGGCAGCUUCUGCGACAUCUGGGUGGCAUUUGACAUCAUGUGCUCCACUGCCUCCAUCCUCAACCUGUGCAUUAUCAGCGUGGACCGCUACUGGGCCAUCGCCAGCCCAUUCCGCUAUGAGCGCAAGAUGACCCAGCGAGUGGCUUUUGUCAUGAUUGGGGUGGCCUGGACGUUAUCUGUUCUCAUCUCCUUCAUCCCGGUGCAGCUGAGCUGGCACAAAGCAGACGACAUCCCUCCGGAUCCCGGUUCCACUUUCUCUCCAAACGCCACCCGGCCGAAGAACUGCGACUCCAGCCUGAACCGCACGUAUGCCAUCUCCUCGUCCCUCAUCAGCUUCUACAUCCCCGUGGCCAUCAUGAUCGUCACCUACACCCUCAUCUACCGCAUCGCUCAGAGGCAGAUCCGACGCAUCUCCUCACUGGAGCGGGCGGGGGAGCACGCCCAGAACUGCCAAGGCAGCGACUGCCCCCACAACGCCAGCCUCAAGAGCUCCUUCAAGAAGGAGACCAAGGUCCUCAAGACUCUCUCCAUCAUCAUGGGUGUCUUCGUCUGCUGCUGGCUGCCCUUCUUUGUCCUCAACUGCAUGGUCCCCUUCUGUGACGCAGCCACCCACGAUCCUGACCAGCUGCCCUGCGUGAGAGAGACUACCUUCAGCAUCUUCGUGUGGUUCGGCUGGGCCAACUCCACCCUGAACCCCAUCAUCUACGCCUUCAACGCCGACUUCCGCAGGGCCUUCACCACCAUCCUGGGGUGCAGCCGCCUCUGCUCCAGCAAUGCGGUGGAGACGGUCAACUUCAGCAACGAGCUGGUGUCCUACCACCACGACACCACCAACCUCCGGGACAUCGUGACCCUCAGCUACCCCCACCUGCUGCCCCACAUGGUCAAGCAGUCCCCCAGGGAGAAGGAGCUCUCCUUCGACAAGGUCUCUCGGAUCUCUCCAGUCUCCGCGCGCAGGUGCGAGAGCCCCAGCUGCCCCCCUGCUGUGGUGCACGCUGAGUGCGAGACGGACAUCUCUCUGGACAAGAUCAACCCCUUCACACCCGACUUGGCUUGAGAGGAGCUGGGACCCUGAGGAGAGAGGCACUGGACCACUGCAACCACAAAACAGAUUCACAGCGCUGGAAAACUGUGGAUAGAUUUCCUGAUCCUGAAACUUAGAAAGUUGUGGGGAAAAAAACUGGACAGGUUCACAUGUACAUAGAGGCUAACUGUGGCUGUAUUCAUUGGAACACCAGGGUCUCUGCAACAUUGUCUGGAGUGCUUGUUCUGUGGAAUAUCAGGGUCAUGUUCAUUUCUGCUGGAAUAUUAAGUACAUGGUGAUUGAAGCAUUGUUCAUCGUGGUUGCUGUUUAAUAAUGCUGGGAAUGCAUUGGAAUUCGUCGGGCUAGGCUCUGGAAUUUUGGGUUUGUGGAAUGUUCAGGUCAUAUGCAAAAGAAGGGAAAUGGAAUCCAUUGGAAUACACUGGAACGAAUGCGCUGUGGUCCCCUCUGGCUUUGACACUGCAUCCAUCGGAAGAGAGAGACGAUGUUACCAAAUGACCUGCAAUCUCAAGGUCAGAUACUGGGAAUCUGAGCGUAGGCACACAGCGUCUGUCUGUAUACUUCAUAAACUAUUUCACUUUUAGAAAUACUUUUAGACAAAACUUACCAGUGAUUCACUUAGCAAAGGAUUGCAAACAAUGCUAAAUAUAUAUAAAAAAAGACGUUUGGAGCUAUUUUGCUGUAAAGGGAUGGUGCAUCUUUACCUCUUUCUCUAUAACGCACACUCUGUCUGUUGUAUACACGCUAUAUUGUACAGCUGACCUUUUCAAAGAGA